This is a messenger RNA of Lodderomyces elongisporus, 1062 nucleotides long. RefSeq names its product beta-1,3-glucan linked protein (gene PIR1). Gene Ontology annotation, biological process: fungal-type cell wall organization. Lineage: Eukaryota; Fungi; Ascomycota; Pichiomycetes; Serinales; Debaryomycetaceae. The coding region runs from base 1 to 1062 and encodes 353 amino acids. Gene Ontology annotation, molecular function: structural constituent of cell wall. Gene Ontology annotation, cellular component: fungal-type cell wall. The transcript has a single exon. The record is from RefSeq and is a predicted model, not a curated record.
AUGAGAAUUACAAAUACAUUCGCUACAACUGCUGCACUCAUAUCGUCGACGUUGGCUGCAACAGUACCAUCCGCACCAUGGUCAACUUUGACACCCACCGGUGCAAUCCCUACAGAUGCAUCGACAGAUUGGUCCCACAGUUUUGGUAUCCAGAUAGAAACUAUCGAAGUUGCAUCUCAGCUAGCAACUGAGACUGGAACAAUUGCUGGUAAAAAGAGAGACGUAGUCAAUGGUUUGUCAGAUGGUCAACCAAAUGUUAUUCCAACAGCCUCAUAUAGUAUACUUUCCGAAUCUGUUGCACCUGUUGCUCAAAUCACAGAUGGUCAGAUCCAACACCAAACCACUGCUGCUGCUGCAAGUGUUGUUAACCAAAUCACAGAUGGUCAGAUCCAACACCAAACCACUGCUGCUGCUGCAAGUGUCGUUAACCAAAUUGGUGACGGACAAAUUCAACACCAAACUACUGCUGCUGCUGCAAGUGUCGUUAACCAAAUUGGUGACGGACAAAUUCAACACCAAACCACUGCUCAAACUGUUGCUGGUGUGAACCAAAUAAGCGAUGGCCAAAUUCAAAAUCCGUCCACUACUCUUCUCUCAUCAGUCGCUGGUGCUGCACAAAUCACUGAUGGUCAAGUUCAAGCCACCAACACUGUUGCCGCUGAAUCUCGUCUCCCCACCAAUGCAACUGUUGCCACUUCUGGCAGUAGUGACCCUGUAGUCGAAUCUGACAGCGCAGAACCUGAAGACACCAACAUCCAAGAAGCAUGCUACUCUUCAAAUAACCUUGCCAUGACAUUACAAGACGGAUUGCUCGCUGACUCUAAAGGUAGAGUUGGUGCCAUUGUUGCUAACCGUCAAUUCCAAUUUGAUGGUCCUCCACCUCAAGCAGGAACAAUUUAUGCAGCUGGUUGGUCAAUUUCAAGUGAUGGUUACUUGACCUUGGGUGACGCAGAUGUCUUUUACCAAUGUUUGAGCGGGGACUUUUACAACUUGUACGACGAGAAUGUUGCUUCUCAAUGUAAUGCCGUCAAAUUGAAGAUUAUCAACUUUGUCGAUUGUUAA